This is a messenger RNA of Helobdella robusta, 869 nucleotides long. RefSeq lists its product as hypothetical. The coding region runs from base 4 to 783 and encodes 259 amino acids. Lineage: Eukaryota; Metazoa; Annelida; Clitellata; Rhynchobdellida; Glossiphoniidae. Gene Ontology annotation, molecular function: single-stranded DNA binding; 5'-tyrosyl-DNA phosphodiesterase activity. Gene Ontology annotation, cellular component: PML body; cytoplasm. The transcript has 4 exons. The record is from RefSeq and is a predicted model, not a curated record. Gene Ontology annotation, biological process: double-strand break repair.
AUAAUGUCAUGGAACAUUGAUGGUUUAGAUGAUAAUAACGUAACAACUCGAGCAAAAUCUGUAUGUAAAACCAUUUUAAGUGAAAAACCCGAUGUUGUGUUCUUGCAAGAAGUGGUUACUAAAAAUUUAGGAGUUAUAAAAGAGUACUGUACAAAUUAUUUUGUGGUUCUAGGCACUGAUAGACAACUUUUUCCUGGGGAAUAUUUUACUGUUAUGUUAUUAAGAAAUGACACAACAAAAUAUUCAAAUCAUUCUGUUCAACCGUUUUAUUCUAGCAUAAUGUCUAGAACGUUACUCCAAGUUAAUGCAAAAGUCAAAGGCAUAGAAAUCUGUCUUUUAACUUCUCACCUUGAAAGCACUAAAACCUGGGAACAAGAGCGAACUAAACAAUUCCGAAAAAUUCUAGACGCUGCCUACGAAGUUCCUCAUAGCAAAGCGGUUAUUCUUGGAGGAGAUUUUAAUCUGAGAGAUUCAGAGCUUGAAAAGAUUGGAGGUUUAAAGAAUGGUCUGGUCGAUGUUUGGGAGCAAACGGGCCGAAGAUCUGAAGCUCAAUUCACUUGGGACACCAAAAAGAAUGACAAUUUGUCCGUUUCUGGUCGAUACAAACCAAGACAUAGAUUUGAUAGAUUAUAUUACAGAUCAGAUUGCUUCAUUAAAGCUGUUUACUUUGAAUUAGUUGGUUUUGAUAGAGUUGAAGCGUGUAAACGUUUUCCUAGUGAUCACUGGGGAAUAAUGGCACAUUUUAACAUAUUACCUCACGUUGAAAACAAAUCCUUGAUGUGAAUUUAUAAUUUAUGUAGCAUUUCAUGAAAUUAUUUUUGAAUUUAUAGACAUGUUUGUCGUUACCCAAUAACCAACACGAUUUUUUU